Messenger RNA from Striga hermonthica, 888 nucleotides. The record is from the annotation of a GenBank genome assembly. NCBI's taxonomy places the organism in Eukaryota, Viridiplantae, Streptophyta, Magnoliopsida, Lamiales, Orobanchaceae.
AUGUCGAAAAAUUGCAUUCAGAUCCUCGAUUUGUGCGUGAAGUGUAAUGGGCACGUCUCGGAAGGCCGGUUUUACCCGGCCCUCAAAGCCGUCGAUCUAAUCGAGAAAAAUUGCCUUCAGAAUAAUAUUCCUGUCCGAGCUUUAAAGAUUCUUAUCGAAAAACAGAUACCUAUUUUAAAAUCCCACAUCAUGUUUGCAGUGAGCGAGAGGAAGACAUGCCUGUCAAAGGAAAGCCGAAGAGCAGAGCUGUUUGGGCCUCGAGAUUUGAGCUAUACGCUCGAUGUUGAGGAAAUCGACGAGAGCUCGGUUUUGAAAUUCGAUCUCACUCCCCUUUACCGAGCUUAUCACAUUCACGACUGCCUCGGGAUACCGGACGAGUUUCGCGAUUAUUACUAUAAUAACCGGUUCUUGCAGCUGAAGUCCAAUUUGCAGAUCUCUUCGACGCAGCCUUUCUCGAGUCCCACCAGUGGGAAAACGGGCCACACGGCUCAACAGUGUGGAAUUCCCGUUCGCUCGAUCGAUCGGCCGCAAAAUGGAUUAACGGCCAAGAUUGUCUUAAAAACAUCGAGGGACGAGGCGUAUCUCGCUCUCUUGAACCUGGUCAACUCAAAACUCGACGAGUGCAUGAAGUUGACCGAGAGCGUAAACUGGACUUCGGGCGAGAUUUCUCAACACGGGAACGAGUACAUAAACGAGGUCAUCAUAUAUCUCGACAUGGUCAUGUCGUCAGCUCAGCAGAUCUUAUCACUCGACGCUUUGUAUAAAGUCUGGAGUGGAGCUUUGGAUCAUAUCUCGAGUACUAUAGUGGGGGUUUUCUUAAGCGACAGUGUUAAGAGAUUCAAUGUGAAAGCUGUCACGGGCAUUAAUAACGAUUUGAAGGCCUUGUAG